Pelodiscus sinensis (Chinese soft-shelled turtle) is the source of this 2166-nucleotide messenger RNA. The record is from RefSeq and is a predicted model, not a curated record. NCBI's taxonomy places the organism in Eukaryota, Metazoa, Chordata, Testudines, Trionychidae.
UGCCCGGGGCAGGCAAUGGCCCCACGCUGCCAUGCUGCAGCUUCUGCUGCAUCUUCAUGACUCCGUCAUGAACUCCUGCCCCAUAUGGCCCUGGAGCAGAGCCAAGAAACCUUUGUCCAGGAUGCAGGAGCUAUGCCCUUGCCUCCAAACUUUUUUGGGGACAGGUGGAUUUGGAGGCAUGAGACAAGUUCGGACUGAUGGGAGCUCUGGGACGAUGAGCAGUGGCUCCGCAACUUCCGGAUGCGGAAUGCCACGUUCCAGGAGCUGUGUGCCUAGCUCGUCCCUGCUCUGCAACACCAGGACUCCCACCUGAGGCCUGCCAUCCUCCUGCAGAAGCGGGUCGCUGUUGCCCUUUAAAAACUGGCCACCCCCGACAGCUACCACUCCGUGGGACACCAGUAUGGCGUGAGGAGAUCUACCAUCAGGUCUGUUUUGAUGGAAGUGGUAAGGGCCAUCAGUGCGGAGCUGCUGAAGAGGCUCGUCCGUCUGGGAGACCUGGACACCAUCGUUGCCAGCUUUGCUGGGCUUGGCUUCCCGAACUGCGGAGGAGCCCUCGAUGGAACACACAUCCCAAUCCGCGCACUACCUCAUCGAGCAGCCCAAUUUAUUAAUCGCAAGGGCUACUUUUCUAUGGUGCUGCAGGCCCUGGUCAGCCACCGGGGACAGUUUAUGGACAUUUCUGUCGGGUGGUUGGAGCAGGCACAUGAUGCCCGCAUCUUCUGCAACUUGUACCUGUACAGAAGGCUGCAGGCAGGAACACAGCGGGACCUCACGCUUGGGGACGUGAAGAUGCCGCUGUGCAUCAUGGCCGAUGUGGCCUACCCCCUGAUGCCGUGGCUCAUGAAGCCCUACACCGGCCACAUGGGUGCGAGCAAGGAGUUAUUUAACACGCAUGCAGGUGGAAUGCGCGUUUGGUCAUUUGAAAGGGAGGAUUCGUUGCCUCCUCACAUGGCUGGACAUGGGCGAACGCAACAUCCCCAAGGUGGUGGCUGCAGAUUGCAUGCUCCAUAACCUUGUGGAGAGGAAAGGGGAGACCUUCCUGCCGGGGUGUGGAACAGGUGCUGAUGGCGAGGGGAGGCAAUUCGAGCAGCCAGGCUCACCAGUCUGGUGUUCGCAUCCAAGAGGCCCUGAGGGAGAGACUCUCUGAAGGAGCCCACUGACUCUCCCCAGGGCCUCCCCCAUGGGGGGUUUGGCAUGGCCCACCCUACCUGUCCCUCUACAACCCUCACCCCAUAAAGAAUAUAUACAAAACCAAUGUCUGUUUACAAAGAAAACCGGGUGUUAUUAGAAACAAUAUGAGUAAGGAUAAUGUGCUAACUGUUUAAAACAAAAAUUGCUCUUUUUUUUCUGUUCUGCUGUUUAUAUACAAGCUACAUCUUUCACUCAGAAAUAAAGAUUUUGUUACAUCACUGAAAUGUUCUUUCACUGGGAUGGUAGGGGGCUGAAAACCUGGAGGGGGGAGGAGAGCUCAAGUAGGCUGCUGCUUCCCUGAUCACAGAGUCCUGCCACCUUGUGUCCUGGCACCACCAUGGCCUUGGGGUUGGGUGGAGCGAGAGCCAAUCCAGGGCUGGGCAGGAGGGGGAGCAGCUGUUGGGUCUGUGAGGGCUCGGGAGCAGGAGAGGCUGGGGAAGAAAGGGGGGUUAGCGGGGCAGGGCCCUGGCAUGCAGUGACAGGGGCAGGCAAGACUAGGAUAUCCCGCAUAGUGGCACAGAUUGAACUGCGGUGCUGGACCAGCUCCUCCGGCAGCCUGUUGCGCCACUUUGCCUCUGCCUCUGUCCUCUGCUGAAGAGUCCUGUUGAGGUCCUGCAGGGCCACUACUUGUUCUUUCAGCAGGUCUGUGUAGACACGCCAGUGCCUGCGGGUGCCACGUGUCCAGGAUGUUGGUGGGGCUGGUGUGAUAUGACCCUCUUGCAUGGGGGUGUCCGGCUGUGGAGGAAAAGAGGAAGAGACAAUCAUGUAUGUGUGCACCCGCUGUCCCCGAGGGCAUGCCCUCACUGUAAGGGGCUCUCCUUCAGACAGGAGACUCAGAGGUUUUGCACGUGACACUGUGUGUGAGUUGGGCAGCAGCCUGAGCAUCAAAGGGGCCCCACAGGGCAAUGGGACCAGAGGGCCCCUCCACACUGCCAACCCGCCCAUGUGUGGUGACCCCUCAAAGCACUUGCCUGA